CUGCGGAGAUUGAGUGGGAGAGUCGGAGAGAGACAUGUAAGAGGACGCUGUGUCAACACUCAAGCGUCUCUGCCCAUCUGUCCCUCAUCGGUCUGGAAAAGCCAUGCUACUUUCUCGAUUUCCUAUAUAGACAUUGAUAGAUCUGUCUCUGUGACAGCUUUUCUUCGGUGCUCAAGAGAUGUAAGGAAAGGAACAACAAAACCCAGGUGGAGAAAUUGAAAUCUCAUACUUCCCUUUCUCCUGUGAAGUGAGAAAAUUAACAGAUCUCUUCAAAGAAGAUGAUAGGUGCAGCUAUACAGUGUUUCAUGGACUUGGUGGUAGCAGGGAUUUCCUUGAUGAUUGGUUUGGGAUUCUUCGCUUUCAUUGCUUCGAUUCUCUGCUCUGCUGCUUUUUUGCUUAAUGUCAAGGACGUCUCUUAAGGGAAUAAGAGGUAUUCGCUUUUCAAAUUGAUGUUGGGUAGUUCUGUGAAUAGAUCAAAUCAGCUUAGAAAUGAAGUUGCGGAGAGAAUUGCUGUUUUUCUUCUCCAGCGGCAGAGGGAAGUUGAUGUAGAUUUCAAUUUUUUCAGGCACCGCAAGGGGAACCAGAAGAGAGGAAUCAGAAGGGCCUAGGCGUGCUGCAGAGAAAAAGACGAAGACCCUUAGAUCAGCAAUUUCUAUUCUACCUCUGCAUGUUCUUUAGUGCAUCAUAGAUUUUGCUUGUUAAACUAGUAUUACUCUAAUAUUCACAAGGCGGCAUAUUGGGAGUCUCUUCGGUACCUGUAAAACCCUAUUCUUUCAGGGAAAACUCUCCAAAUAGCUAAUUUGUGUAUUUGAUAUUGUUCUAACAUGAAUUGACAUGAAACAUCUUGCAGUUUA
This is a messenger RNA of Macadamia integrifolia, 854 nucleotides long. RefSeq lists its product as uncharacterized. Bases 279 to 419 code for a protein of 46 amino acids. NCBI's taxonomy places the organism in Eukaryota, Viridiplantae, Streptophyta, Magnoliopsida, Proteales, Proteaceae. The transcript has 2 exons. The record is from RefSeq and is a predicted model, not a curated record.